Molecule: messenger RNA, 1260 nt
Organism: Rhizopus microsporus ATCC 52813
Lineage: Eukaryota; Fungi; Mucoromycota; Mucoromycetes; Mucorales; Rhizopodaceae
Product: Phosphodiest-domain-containing protein
Exons: 5
Coding region: 1-1260 (419 amino acids)
Biological process (GO): nucleoside triphosphate metabolic process
Molecular function (GO): ribonucleoside triphosphate phosphatase activity; nucleoside triphosphate diphosphatase activity
Source: RefSeq, a predicted model, not a curated record
AUGCUCAUAUUCUUGGGAUUUGUUAUCAACACAAGGUUCCAAAGAAAGAUUCCGAAUAGACACCAGUUAUUUUUCAAUGGCACUACUUAUUUUGAUACCACUGUCAUACUGCUAUCACUAGAUGGGUUUAGAAAUGAUUAUCUAGACAGAAAAGUAACACCAAAUAUAGAGAGCAUAGGCAAAAGAGGCAUAUUUGCUGAAUAUAUGAACCCUUCUUUUCCUUCCAUUACUUUUCCCAAUCAUUGGACAUUAGUCACCGGACUUUACCCAGAAGCACACGGCAUUGUCGCGAAUGAAUUCUAUGACCCUGCUUUGGGCCAAGACUUUAUUCACAAGAACGAGUCUAUCAGCAGCGACCCUAAAUGGUGGAAAGGUGAGCCUAUCUGGAUCACGAGUAAAAAACAAGGCAAGAAGUCUGCUGUUAUUAUGUGGCCAGGCUCCAACGCCAAGAUAGACUCCCUUUCUCCAGAUUACUAUCAGUCUUACGUUAGAGAAAUAACAGCACAAGACAAAAUGGACACGGUGUUGAACUGGUUAGAUUUACCCAUGGAUGAACGCCCUCAGUCCAUAUCAGUCUAUAUCCCACAAAUUGACCAAAAGGGCCAUGGUGGUGGACCUAAUGGAGGACAGUUGAACUCUGUUCUAACAGAUAUGGACAAUGCCAUUGGCUAUCUACUGAAAGGGCUAAAGCAAAGAAAUUUAGAUUCGCAUGUUCAUGUUGUGGUGGUAAGUGACCAUGGCAUGGCUCCUUCUGAUCCAUCAAGAUAUAUCUUUUAUGACAAGAUUUUAUCGGAUGAAUCCCAAUCUUAUCUACGUCCAAGAGAAGCAUGGCCACUGCUCGGUCUUCGUCCCAGAGACGACGCUCCUGAACACAUCACUGAUCAGAUCUAUCACGAACUUCAAACAUAUACAGAAACUCAUGAUGAUGUCCACUUUACAUUUUAUCGCAGAGAGGAGAUGCCUUCUCGGUUUCAUUAUAACGCCACAGAACGAAUAGCGCCUAUUGUGAUGAUACCCGAUGUUGGCUACGCCAUCAUUCGCAGCACAGAAAGAGCGCCAAAAGGCAUCCACGGAUACGACAACUUGGCCCCAGAGAUGAGAGCGAUAUUUGCUGCGACUGGUCCAAAGAUCUCAGAGCAUUACGGUAAAGGAACACGGUUAAGUCCGUUCUUUAAUACUGAAGUGUAUGCCUUCCUUACAACUUUGCUUGACCUUGUUCCGGCCCCUAACAAUGCUACUCUAAAUGGCGCUUUAAAAUAA